This is a messenger RNA of Ctenopharyngodon idella (grass carp), 9014 nucleotides long. It is a transcript of the gene ephb2b, whose product is annotated as eph receptor B2b. The record is from RefSeq and is a predicted model, not a curated record. Gene Ontology annotation, biological process: protein phosphorylation; axon guidance; central nervous system projection neuron axonogenesis. Gene Ontology annotation, cellular component: plasma membrane; neuron projection. Gene Ontology annotation, molecular function: protein binding; ATP binding; transmembrane-ephrin receptor activity. The coding region runs from base 173 to 3142 and encodes 989 amino acids. The transcript has 16 exons. NCBI's taxonomy places the organism in Eukaryota, Metazoa, Chordata, Actinopteri, Cypriniformes, Xenocyprididae.
AUUUGGUCUCGUCCAUACUCGCUUAGGAUUUUAGUUGUGUGUUUAUGGCAUCGUAUUCAUUCAACGGAAGGUGGAAGUCUGCCGGUCUGCGCUAGCGUCUGAUAUCAAUGGCUUUCAGGGCACAUUUUAUUUGAAUGUCUGGACUUUAUAUAAUUUCACCCCUAAGAAACCAAUGAUGGAUAUCCUAUGGAUUUUAUGGACACUACCCUCGGUCCUGGCUGUUGAAGAAAUGUUGAUGGAUUCCACCACAGCGACCGCAGAGCUUGGCUGGACGGUAUAUCCAGUGUCGGGAACAAGUGACAACAGUUGGGAAGAAGUGAGUGGAUACGAUGAGAAUAUGAACACCAUUCGUACCUAUCAGGUGUGUAAUGUCUUCGUCGCCAACCAAAAUAACUGGGUGCGCACUAACUACAUCCGACGAAGAGGUGCUCAACGCAUUCAUGUGGAGAUGAAGUUCUCAGUACGAGACUGCAGCAGCAUCCCAAAUGUCCCUGGUUCCUGCAAGGAAACUUUCAACCUCUACUACUAUGAAUCAGACGGCGACACGGCCACCAAAGUCUUCCCCCCAUGGAUGGAAAACCCUUGGAUCAAGGUGGAUACCAUUGCGGCCGACGAGAGCUUCUCGCAAGUAGACCUGGGCGGACACGUGAUGAAGAUUAACACAGAGGUUCGCAGUUUCGGCCCUGUCUCCCGUAACGGUUUCUACCUAGCCUUCCAGGACUACGGCGGGUGCAUGUCGCUGAUCACUGUGCGAGUGUUCUACCGGAAGUGCCCUCGCACCAUCCGUAACGGAGCAAUAUUUCAGGAGACGCUUUCGGGAGCAGAGAGCACCUCACUGGUGGCAGCAAGGGGAGUGUGUGUCCCUAAUGCGGAGGAGGUCGACGUUCCCAUUAAACUGUACUGUAAUGGAGAUGGAGAGUGGAUGGUCCCUAUUGGCCGCUGUAUGUGUAAAGCAGGGCACGAGGCUGUGGAGAAUGGAACUGUUUGCAGAGCAUGCCCUUCAGGUUUCUUCAAGACUGCACAAGGUGACGAGAAAUGCCUGCAGUGUCCAAUCAACAGCCGCACAACCAACGACGGAGCCACCAACUGUGUCUGCCGAAAUGGAUAUUACCGGACAGACUCGGACCCCUUAGAGAUGCCCUGUACAACUGUGCCAUCGGCUCCUCAAAAUGUCAUCUCCAGUGUGAAUGAGACGUCACUGAUGCUGGAGUGGAAUCCUCCACGGGAGACUGGUGGUCGUGAUGACGUGGUCUACAACAUCAUCUGCAAAAGUUGCGGAGGUGGCAGAGGGGGCUGCACACGUUGUGGGGACAAUGUGCAGUUCGUUCCACGACAGCUGGGACUCACAGAGAGCCGGGUCUUUAUUAGUGACCUGCUGGCCCACACCCAGUACACUUUCGAAGUCCAGGCUGUCAACGGAGUGUCAGACCAGAGCCCUUAUUCGCCCCAAUAUGCAUCAGUCAACAUCACUACUAACCAGGCUGCUCCUUCUACGGUGUCUAUUAUGCAUCAGGUCAGUCGCACCAUUGACAGCAUCACUCUCUCUUGGUCCCAGCCAGACCAGCCCAACGGGGUCAUACUCGACUAUGAGCUGCAGUAUUAUGAGAAGGAUCAGACGGAGCAUAAUUCUUCCAUAGUAAAGAGUCAAACCAACACUGCAGUCAUCCGUGGCCUCAAACCCGGAGGCAUCUACGUCUUCCAGGUCCGAGCCCGUACGGUGGCGGGGUUCGGACGGUAUAGCGGCAAGAUGUACUUCCAGACCAUGACUGAGGAGGAGUACAACACUAGCAUUCAAGAGAAGCUGCCUCUCAUCAUUGGCUCGGCGGCUGCUGGUCUGGUCUUUCUCAUUGCGGUGGUGGUCAUCAUCAUCGUUUGCAACCGACGUGGGUUCGAGAGAGCAGAUUCAGAAUACACGGACAAGCUGCAGCACUACACAAGUGGCCACAUGUCACCAGGAAUGAAGAUCUACAUUGAUCCAUUUACCUACGAAGACCCCAAUGAAGCUGUGAGGGAGUUUGCAAAAGAGAUUGAUAUCUCGUGUGUGAAAAUUGAGCAAGUCAUUGGAGCAGGAGAGUUUGGAGAGGUUUGCAGUGGAAACCUAAAGCUCCCAGGAAAGAGGGAGAUGUUUGUGGCCAUCAAAACACUGAAGUCAGGUUACACAGAGAAGCAGAGGCGAGACUUCCUGAGCGAAGCGAGCAUCAUGGGGCAGUUUGAUCACCCCAAUGUCAUCCAUUUGGAGGGAGUGGUGACCAAGAGCAGCCCCGUCAUGAUCAUCACAGAGUUUAUGGAGAAUGGCUCAUUGGACUCCUUUCUCAGGCAAAAUGACGGGCAGUUCACUGUGAUUCAGCUGGUGGGCAUGUUACGAGGGAUUGCUUCUGGGAUGAAGUACCUCGCAGACAUGAAUUACGUGCACAGGGACCUGGCCGCCCGCAACAUCUUAGUUAACAGUAACCUUGUUUGCAAGGUGUCUGAUUUCGGACUCUCCCGCUUUUUGGAGGAUGACACAUCUGACCCCACCUAUACCAGUGCCCUGGGUGGGAAGAUCCCUAUUCGAUGGACUGCCCCAGAGGCCAUCCAAUAUAGGAAGUUCACCUCUGCCAGUGAUGUAUGGAGCUAUGGGAUUGUCAUGUGGGAAGUGAUGUCGUAUGGAGAGCGGCCAUACUGGGACAUGACCAAUCAGGACGUCAUCAAUGCCAUUGAGCAAGACUACCGGCUACCCCCUCCCAUGGACUGCCCGAGUGCCCUCCACCAGCUCAUGCUGGACUGCUGGCAGAAAGACCGCAACAACCGACCCAAGUUUAGCCAGAUUGUCAACAACCUGGACAAGAUGAUCCGUAACCCCAACAGCCUGAAGGCCAUGACUCCGCUGUCAUCAGGUGUGCAUUUGCCCUUGCUUGACCGCAGUGUACCCGACUUCUCUAGCUUUAGCACUGUGGAUGAUUGGCUGGACGCUAUUAAGAUGGGCCAGUACAAAGACAACUUUGCCAAUGGCAACUUCACCAGCUUCGACCUCGUUUCUCAGAUGACCAUGGAGGACAUUCUCAGGGUCGGAGUGACACUAGCAGGUCAUCAGAAGAAGAUCCUCAACAGCGUUCAGAUGAUGAGGGCCCAGAUGAACCAGAUCCAAUCGGUAGAGGUUUGACCACGUGCCCUGAUUAGACUGGGAGGAGGACAAGAGGAGGCGGCGGAGAGCCAACCUGACGGGAUGGGGUGGCAACCACAGACCCUAAGCCUGAUUUUCCUUCUGGACCACCUAGGAUAUCCACCUGCCCCCUCCUCCGAAACACUCUCGUUCUCCAUCUGUGACAUCUGAAUCUCCCAUUAACCCCCAGACACCCUGUUGGGCUCGACUCGUGAAAGCUGCGUCUGGAAAAUAUGGUCACAACACCUGAUCGUUUAGCUUUAGCCGCCACCAAUCACAGGAUGACCGUUCAGUCUGCCAGCAAUUGGCUCCGCCCCCUAUUCCCCUUAAAUUUUCCUCUUACUUUUUCCAGUUUUAUUCUUUUAUUAAUUUUUUGUUUUGUUUUGUUUUGUUUUUAUUGUGUUCUUUUUUUAAAAGAGGUUUUUGUAAAGAAUUUUUAAAACUAUUAAAACAAGGAAUCUAUAUAAAAUAUAUAGAUUUGUGUAAACUUGCUGACUGAAUAUGGUGGACUAAAUUGAAAGGCUACCCUUUAAAAGGGCAAUGAAGAAACAGGAGAUAAAAAUACAUGCUUUUGAGAUUUUCUUUCUAAUAUUUUUGGAAAAUCUUGAAUAGAAAGAAUGACUGUCUGCUCAGUGGACACACACGGGACAACCUGCGGGACCUUACUCCAUCCCUCUCCCCUCGCUGACAGCAGAGGGAAAAGUAUGUGAACACCAUGAAAUGGGACUUCAUUUUGGCAGCUGAUACUGCCUUGAAGAAAAUAUGAGACUUCAGUCAUUUUGCAGUUUAAAUUACAUCAACACAAACAAACAGACACAUGGAGAAAAAAAGUAAUAGUUAUCACAGUGUUGAAUUUGUGGUGCAGAUUUCUCAUUGCUUGGGGGAAGAAAAAAGAAAUCUUUUACAGAUGUCAACAGCCUGCCAAAUAGAGCAUCAUCCCUUUGUACCUCGUCCUGUACAUAUCAGAUGCACUUGACGUUGUGAGGUCAUCAGUACGAGCCUGAUGUAGUCCAACAUUUAGUUCCAGUUUCAGUAUUAGAUGGAUCUACAUUGACAUUUGAUGGAUUUUUUUUUUUUUUUUUCGUGUGAGUGUGCGUAUAUGGCUCGAGAGGGUCAUCUUUUAUAUUCUUCCUUCUUUUUGUCAUGGGCUAAGAUGAAUUAGUUUGAAAGACGGCAUGAGAUAUUCUCCCCCGCAGUUGCAUAAAGAAAAUUUUUAGCGCAUUCUUUCCGUGAACUGCUUACAGAGAAGGACCCCGAGUGCACGUAUGGUGUGGUCUUCACAUCAUCUAUGCUCUUCUUUUAUGUUUGGAUCCCUACCGUGUGCGUGUGCGUGUGCAUGUGUGCGUAUGGAGCCCAUGGAGCUGCAGAGCAAGUGUGGUACGAAGCUAUGAUUUCACAGGAAGCUUGGAUUUGAUACACUUUGCAGACCACUGUGUUGAUAUGCUUAUAUUUUUGCCACCAAAAUCAUUUCUUUAAAAAAAAAAAGAAAAGAUGUUUUAUAAUAAGGUGUUUAGGGGUUUUAAUAUCUGAUAAAGUAUGCAGUUAGAGGACAUUUUCAUAACAGGGAAGUGAUUGUUCAUUGUGAAGCAUAGUUUUAUAUGAGGAUAUUGUUAUUGUACGACAUAUUUGAACUGGUUACAUUCACCUAUUGGGGCCAAGCUUAAAUUUGACAUCUAAAAGGCUUAUGAUAUUAAGCCGGAGUUUCAUAGGACAUUUAAUCAACAAAUCACAAACAAUAACAGCUGUAAAUUAGUGUGUAUAUGUUUUAUUUUAUUUUUUACAGAGAAUACACCUGUAAUUCCUACCGUUCUCCAUGGUAAGGUACUUCCACAGUACUCUCUGAGAUCUUUCACCUCCAUGCCAUAGACAUAAGAACAAUAAAACUCUGUAUAUAAUAUUCUGAAGCAGAAACUCCCCUCUCAAAGAGGUUUUUCCUCAAAGCUGUGUUGGAUUUUAGUGUACAGAUUCAUUUUUUUAUGUGUUGUUGAAACUGAAUGGAGAGUCGCUAUUGUCAAUGUUUAUUUUGGGCCUUUUCGUUUUGUACUAGGAUGGGCUGAGAGAUGAGAAGCAGCUGUAGAGAUGAACGGGCCAGAGGCAUCUUCAUCCGUGCUGGAGUGUCUGUGUGCGCGAGUGUGUUUAUGUGUUUGCACGUGCAGGUACGUCCAUGUACCAGCAUUAAGGUCACUGUGGUAAACAAUAUACUUCUCGCUCAGUUGACGAGGGGCUCGCUUUAUUCCAUAACCUCAGGGUUGACAUGCAUCUGUUAAAAACAUGCAGUACUGUGAGGUCAGUUCGGUGUAGGUAAGGUCUAUAUAGGCUGAGUCUCAGAGUGCUGAUGAAGUUCCAAUCAGAUGGUGUUGACCAUUCUCUGUUCUUCCCAUUACAUAAUGCUUCCAUUAGAAUGAAGAUUCUGUCAUGCAGUGAGUGUUUGGGCAGGAAACACUAUGUCCAGCAGACAGGCCAUCCCAGGUGUGAACUCUUGAGAUACGUAGUGAUAAAAUCAAAAGGCUUGAGAGACAACUACGUCUAUCUUCCUCCAGAAAGAGGUAGGAUUUUAAUUUCCUGUGAGCUUGACAAACUAAGUGGCCCUUUUUAGCUCUCAGUUUAUGGUAACUUUUUCAUCACCAGCAGGAGGAUACAGGGAGAAGGGAAAUUAAUAUCUGGGCUUAACACCUUGUCCUAACUAGCAAUGUGUAAUUUGUCCAUCCACACUGAAAGUGAAAAUCACAGCCAGUGUUUCAUUUGUAGUUACACUACUGUUAAAAAGUUUGGGGUCGGUAAGAUUUUUUAAAAUGUUUUUGAAAGAAGUCUCUUAUGCUCCAAGGAUGCAUUUAUUAGGUCACAGUAAAAACAGCAAUAUUUUGAAAUAUCAUUACAUUUUAAAAUAGCUUUUCUAUUUUGAUAUAUUUUAGAAUAAUGUAAUUUAUUCCUGAUGCAAAGCUGAAUUUUCAGCAUCCAUUACUCAUCUUCAGUGUCACAUGAUCCCUUAGAAGUCAUUGACAACAGUUGCGCUGAUUAAUAUUUUUGUUAGGAUUAUUUGAUGAAUAGAAGUUUGAAAGAACAACAUUUAUUUAAAGUAGAAAUCUUUUAUAACAAUGUAGAAGUCUGUAUUUUUUAUCAAUUUAAUGUGUCGAUGCUAAUAAUUUCUUUCAAAAAAAUUUUACUGACCCAAAACUUUUGAACGGUAGCGUAUAUUUGGACAUGGAUUUGGGACCAAUGAGAUUUCACACUGCUAUAAAGCUAUAAAGCCCCACUGUAGAAAUAAAUAUCAAGCAUUUGGCAAAAUGUCCCAUCACUUGCAUGUCUUAUAAACUGUUGAUUUAAAAAAUGUAAUUCAUUUAAAACACACCCAAAAUCUGAAACUAAGUAAAAUAAAAUAACAGAUAAUGAAAAUAAAUAGUCAUUUUCAUCAUUUCUUUUGUGUGUCUGACAAAAUGUCUUGUUUGGCAAAAAAACAAAACAAAACAAAAAAAAAAAACCCCUAUUGAUUUAAAAAAAAAAAAAAAAAAAAUGCUUAUGUAAUACUUUUUUAAUACAUUUAAAAUGUGUAAACACCUGUUUUCAUGGUAUAUAUGCCAUAUGCAGCACCUUGGUUGCUUUCAGCAGCUGGUUAGGACAGGGAGUGAGGGAGGUGAGAGAAUAUUCUCACAUCAUAAAACUUUACAAGUGAUGGUGCCAGCAGCCAUCUUUACCUGUCUGUCCAGCACACAUCCUCUCAAUAUUUAAUGGUUUCUCAGUGUCACUGCUGCAGUGUGAGACUAAGGUUCUGAAUCCCUCGUCUUCCUCAGAAUAACACUGCUUUCUGCUUCACCUUCUAGGACAAUCACUGUCACUCAUAGCUGCAGCAGACACACAAUGAUCCACACACAUUGUUGCGGUAUAUCUUAAAAAAAAAAAAAAAAAAAAUUGGACCUACAGAAAUUCAAAAGUUUAGACGUUCAUGGCAGUAGCUUAGCAAUAUUUAGAGGUGCUGCCCACAAGUUACGGCGUGUUUUAAAUCUGCCUAACAGCCCAGGAUUAACAGAGCUUUGAAUGAAAUCCAGUGCUGAAGGGAUAUCCUGUAUUCCUGAUCCUCAUCUCCUUUUCCUUCCAAUAAAAUGUCGUUUCAUAAGUAUAGUUUCAUGGGUCUGCGCUAUUUGCAAAAAGACGUUUUUCUUGCAGUUUGGCGCUGAUGAUCACAUGAGUUUCUGGCACUUUGCAUCGAGAGGUCUGAAGGAACAUUAGCAGCCAAUGAGCCUUUCUGUUUUAAGAUAUUGAUAUGUUGAAAGAUUAUGACAUGCUUGACGUUUGCUACGCAUUUUCUUCAGCAAACCUGUAUUUACAUAGAAAUAUUUCAUCACAACGAUCUUAUGUAAUUCUGUUUUUCCACUGCAUCUUUAACCGCUCAAGUUUGUUUCUCGGCAGGGGACUAAUUACUUCAUACGUCUCCUUCUCUCAUUUGUCGUUUAACAGAACACUACGUAGACCACAGACAAAUGAGACGUGGCGUCAAGAGUGUGAAAGAAUGUCACGCUGAGUGAUUUAAGCACUUCUUAUUGUUUUUUUUCACAUGGAUUAUCACCUUAAACACAUAGUUUCUACCACAACACAGCUCUAGGCCUCUAAAAGUGCUGGGAAAGAUGGUACAUAGACAUUUUUUAAAACUCUGAACCCUUUUUGUUCAGAUGGCUUGUGAAAAUAACCAAUAAGCUGCCAUUAUGUGGACAUGCGAACUGCAUAUGUUCCUUCUGGCAAGCUAAAACGUGAUCAGCACAGAACCGUGCACCAUUUAAAGCUUUUUGUUGAAAGCUGGGUGACAGCAAGCUGUGAACAGCAUAUGCUCGCAGCUACCGCCGAAGCAUAAUACCAAUUCAAAACCAUUAUUAUGAUGAUUAUGUGCGACUGUGAACGUAAAUACAAGCUGGCUCUGGCUCGCUCUUAUUGGUCCAUAUUUCUGCCUGCAUCCUCCAAAUAUGGUGGGAAGUUUUCGAAUAGAAAAUGGCUUCCUGAACAGAGCUGUAGUGCCUGUAGGGCUGCAGCGCCCUCUGGUGUUAGGAAGGCAGUAGUGCAUUCUUCCGCAUGUCUCUCAGCCCUGGUUUUCAUUACAGGGCAGCAGACUCUCUCUCUCUCUCUUUCUCUCUCUUUCUCUCUCGGCUAGCCCAAAUAGAGCACUGCCCACCUGGACCACUGUGACGGAGGUUGGAGGUCCUGUUUCGCUGUAUAAAAUGUACAUUUGACUGUAACCCUGUGAAUGAUGUAACAAUUUCAUUAUUUGUAAUAUUGUUAUUUGGUUUAUUUUCUAAAAAUUGAAAAAAAGCCCAACUUGACUCUCCUCAUUAAAAAAUGAAAUGAGAUCUGUUAUACAAUGUUCUGUGUUUUGUGUGUGUUCGCCUCAGUUUUUGUUUUCCUGAUAGCACAUUAUGCUAGCAAUGCCAGUCAUGGGUUGAAUUCCCAGGAAAUGCAUAAUAAUAAAAAUGUAUAGCUCGGAUACAGUGUAAUUUGCUUUAGAUAAAAGUGUCAAAAAAUAUAAAAGAAAUAUUCCAGGUUCAGUAUGUUUGCUCAGUCAACGUGUUUCUGAAAAAAUAAAUAAAUAAAAAACAAUCAUUUUAAAAAUGAAUUAAAAAAAAAAACUUUAAUUAAAAAAUAAUUUGUAAAAUGACGCAAUUAGUGUAAAAAAAAAAAACUGAAAUUAAACUAACUAAACCAAAAUGAAUGAUAAUUUACAUUAUCAACAAUCUAUCUUCAUAUGGACCAAUGGUAUUUCUGUUAUGUGAUUGACAAAAGAUAAAUUAACAGCAUGUUGAUUAUCAUAAAAAACACAAUUUCCUCUUGUCCCUCCUUAAAUAUUGAUUUAAAAAUGAUUGUAAAAUUAAAUGGUAUAUAUAAAAAAAAA